UAUCCGGCCGGCGUUCCAUAGCAGAUCGCCCUCCAGAGACGGUCAGUCGGCAAGUAAGGGGGUAAAGAUAGUUGAGGUAUGGAGAUCAGCAUGUUCGUACGUAGAGAGGAUGACUGCCGACGAGGCGCACGCGCACUGUCUGACCAGAAAGCAUGUGGUGCUCAGCAAAGGUGGGCUCUUUCUCCGGGGGGUAGAAGCCCUCGGGGUCCUUGAAGAAGUCCCCGGCAUCGAGAUUGUCAAAAUCAGCCAUUGCGAGUGUGAUGGGGGGCUACUGAUUGGCAAUUGUUCGCAUGAGCAGAAUAUCAUGUGCGAUUGAUUCCAUCGCAAAUCCCAAUGGUGGGGUAAUUCCAAAGCGGUUUAGCGCGGAGAUUGCAGACGGAAAGUCACGUGUGUCUCACGUGAGAGAAAUGCCGAGGAUUUCCCGAUUGACAGUACGAUACGGUAACACCGCGACAGUACCUGCGUCCACCGCGGAAACCCCGCGUGGGGACGGGCGGAGAUACGGGGCAGAUACAGGCCGGGUAAUCGUCGGAGAUUCCACUUUUUUCUCCCUCUUGGUUUUUUCUCGAAGCGCAAAUCCAAAGCUCGAUGGUCGAUCAUCUUGCCGCAGGCUGAACAUCCCCUACAAGUUGUCUGCAAAUACGGGGACGGCUAAGCAGGCACAUCACUUUCCUCCUUGCAUUGCCGUGUCACUGGUCGGACUGCAGACCACCCCUGGGGUUCUUCACACACAAAAACAGCGUCUACCCCUCCGUCCCCAGACUGUACGUAAAAGCGUCAUCACCCGUCCAAAAAAGUUUCCCUGUGCCGAACGUCACUCGGUUGAAAAGACCCACGUGCUUUUGGCUUUCGUUUUCUCCUCAAUCGUUUCUUCCGCUUCACUUCUCCUUCAUCACGCCAUUCUCUUCGUCUCACUUGGGGAAUCGGCUAUCUACCAUCGACUCCACCAGUUCAGAGGAUCAGACCAUACCCGGCACCAAGUCCAACCCGUUCUUCCGAUCCCUUAUCCAUCAGCCCGCCACCAGAUCAGACUUGCAGUGAACAACUGAAUAGAACCUCUCAUUCUAUCCAUCUACUCUUCAACCAUCACCAUGGACCAAAAUGCGUACCUGCGUUCGCUAAACCAUGAUACCCAAAGCGCUGGUACCCAACCUGCCCUCGCACCAUCCACUACCACCUUCGUGAACACCAACCAACAACAGCCCACACAAGGCAACCUGGGUCUGGCACCCAGCAACCAGCCAUACACCCUCCUCCCAUCACCAUCUUCCUCCUCCUCAACCAACGCUCCUCCUUCAUGUGAUACCGUCCAGCCAGCCAACGACGGACAGCACACGAUGAACGUGAAUGACGCCAUGCAAAGCCAAAUGCAAAUGCCAUCCACCGCAGCCCCGAACGAUACCUACCCGCACCAGAUAACCGGGCUGGGAGGCCCAACAGCGACGGCCCCGUUUCUGCA
This is a messenger RNA of Aspergillus wentii DTO 134E9, 1459 nucleotides long. RefSeq lists its product as uncharacterized. Bases 291 to 1049 code for a protein of 252 amino acids. The record is from RefSeq and is a predicted model, not a curated record. NCBI's taxonomy places the organism in Eukaryota, Fungi, Ascomycota, Eurotiomycetes, Eurotiales, Aspergillaceae. The transcript has a single exon.